CUCUACAAGAGCAUCACACGAUUGAUCAUCAUUGACUCUGGCAAGACUAAGGCGACUGUGCCGGAAACAUUGCGCUGAACGCAGAACUCGCCUCUCAAGUCUGACCUGCCGGCCACACCACGUCGCUCGAGCUCUCCAACACCCGUGUGCAGCGGGCUCGUCAAUCACCCUCGAGAUGCCUACCGCCGACCGUCGCCCACUAACGAGCAAUCUUGAACCCGACAGCUCACGGUCUUACGGUGCGACUGGGCCGACACAUGAUGAUGCAGCAGCAACCUCACCGCUAUCUGGUGGAUUGAACACACCGACGGAUGAGAAUACCGCUUUGGUACCGGGCAAGACGCCAGAAAAGGUGCAUAAGCAAUUUCGUGAGAUAUGGCCAUUAUGUCUGGGUUUGUGGACAGCAGUAUUCUGCUCUGCUCUCGGGGCGACGGUCGUGGCCAACCUACAAAUCGAGAUUGGUUCUUACUUUAAUGCUGGAUCUCUCGCCGCGUGGCUCGGUACAAGUUAUCUACUGGGCCUGACAGCCAUGACACCAUUAUAUGGUCGUCUGGCCCAAGUGUUGGGGAGGAAAGGGUGCAUGAUGUUGGCAUUGUCCUUCUUCUUCACUGGUACUUUGAUGUGCGCCAUUGCCCCGUCGAUGAACUUCAUUCUCGUGGCUCGUUGUAUUGCUGGAGCAGGAAGUGGAGGGCUCUUGACCGUCACGGCUAUCAUCAUCUCCGACUUGGUCUCUCUCGCAGACAGAGGAAUGUAUCAAUCAGGUGUCAACGUUCUCUUUGGAGCGGGCGCUGCUUCAGGCGCCUUUGUUGGGGGAGUCAUCGCAGAUCGAUUCGGAUGGAGAAUGGCAUUUUGGAUCCAGCUUGCUCCUAUCCUCAUCGCGACGAUACUGGUCAUUACACAAGUUCACGUCCCGCAUAUCAAGGAUGAGUCGAGCGCCUGGGACAAGUUGAAGAAGAUAGAUUGGCUGGGCAGCUUUGUAUUGAUGGUAUCGAUCUCCUCCCUUUCAUUCGCUUCUAGCCUUAUGACUGCUUCUGGAUAUCCGUUACGACAUCCACUCGUGUGGGGGCUCUAUGCUCUCUGCAUCGUCUCUUUACCCCUCUUUGCUAUCAUCGAACGCAGAGCGAAGGAGCCUAUCCUUCCUAUGACUUUUCUCACUCGGAUUCAGCCCUCUCUGGUACUGUUCGGACUGUUCCUAUGUACAGCUUCAGCCUUUUCCCGACUCUACAUGCAACCGGUGUAUCUUCACGUUACACGAGGCCUGGACGGCUCGCAUACAGGUCUAUUGCUCUUGCCGUCGUCUAUCGCUGGCUCAGCAUCAUCGCUCUAUGCGGGUUGGCACAUGCGCCACUACAAAGAGUACAAGUGGUGUCAAACGGUCUUCUCUAUCAUCCCCUGGAUUCAAGCAUUGUCGAUCAUCGUCUUAUGGGGUCCGACGACCAACGUGCAUGAAUUAUGGAUCGAAAUGGCCAUUGCUGCCAUAGGUGGAGGAUGUAUCAUCACGACCUUGUUGAGUGAGUGGUUUGUGCCGAUCGUGCGAUGAGCUCCUUUGAGUCAAGUCAAGUCAUCUAAUUCGCUUCCCUCAGCCGCUCUGAUAGCCUCGGUGGACCCUUCCGAAAUGUCUCUGGCAGUAUCCGCCUGUUACCUCUUUCGAGCAGUCGGCCAAGUCGUCGGCGUAGCUGUCGCUGCUGCCAUUCAACAAUCUGUCCUAUCUACUCAGUUGUAUUCUCGUCUCUCGGGAUACCCAAACGACUUGACCCGCUCGAUCGUCCAGGAUCCAGCGGGAGUCGUGGAGCACCUUGACCCCUGGGUCAGGAUGCAAGCCAAGCUGGCUUAUCUCGGCAGUGUACAGGCUGUAUUUGGAUUCGUAGUUGCCACUGGGGUGCUCUUGACGGCGGUUUCGCUAGGUGUCAAGGCAUAUCCAUUAUGAGGCUGAGGCUGCAGGUACUCCCGGAUCGCAGCAGAGCAUGUAUCCGACAUU
This is a messenger RNA of Kockovaella imperatae, 1978 nucleotides long. Its product is annotated as major facilitator superfamily domain-containing protein. Gene Ontology annotation, molecular function: basic amino acid transmembrane transporter activity. Gene Ontology annotation, cellular component: fungal-type vacuole membrane. The record is from RefSeq and is a predicted model, not a curated record. The coding region runs from base 176 to 1540 and encodes 454 amino acids. The transcript has 8 exons. Gene Ontology annotation, biological process: transmembrane transport; basic amino acid transport. Lineage: Eukaryota; Fungi; Basidiomycota; Tremellomycetes; Tremellales; Cuniculitremaceae.